Molecule: messenger RNA, 1056 nt
Organism: Metschnikowia bicuspidata var. bicuspidata NRRL YB-4993
Lineage: Eukaryota; Fungi; Ascomycota; Pichiomycetes; Serinales; Metschnikowiaceae
Product: MDR family NADP-dependent oxidoreductase
Exons: 1
Coding region: 1-1056 (351 amino acids)
Molecular function (GO): oxidoreductase activity, acting on the CH-CH group of donors, NAD or NADP as acceptor
Source: RefSeq, a predicted model, not a curated record
AUGGUCUCUAAAAUCAUCCUCGAAACCCCUCCAACUAAAGAAGUCAACUUGACAUGGGGCCAAAACGACUCCACUUUCAAAAUCGUUGAUACAGAACUCCCAGAUGUCAAGGACGGCGAGUUAAGAAUCAAGGCUUUGUAUCUUUCAAACGAUCCUACGCAGAGAUUGUGGAUCUCCGCUGGCCAAGACCCCAAGAGACAAUACAUGCCUCCCAUCUUGAAGGGAGAUGCCAUCAGAACAUUAGGUUUGGGUGAAGUUCUCGAGUCCAAGUCCGACAAAUACGUGAAGGGCGAUGUUAUCAGCGGAGUUUUCCACUGGGGAGACGAGAUCAUUAUUCCUGAGGCUAGCGUCAGUGCCAAGGUUGACAAAUCGCUUCCUUAUGAAUGGUACUUGUCUGCUAUCGGUCUCACUGGAUUGACCGCAUACUUCGGGUUGCAAAAGGUCGGCCAGUUCAAGGAAGGCCAAACCGUGCUUGUUUCUGCUGCUUCCGGUGCCACGGGCUCGAUGGUUGUUCAGCUCGCGAAGCACUUCUUCAAGGCAUCCAAGGUUGUCGGUAUUGCCGGUUCUGACGAAAAGUGUAAAUGGGUUGAGUCUUUGGGCGCUGACCUCUGUGUCAACUACAGAGACGCUGACUACAAGAAGAAAAUUGAUGACUUUAUCGGUGACGAGCACUUCGACGUCUACUUUGACAACGUUGGCGGUGAUAUGUUGGACUACGCAUUGAAGCGUACCAAGAGAUACGGUCGUAUCAUUGCCUGUGGUGCUAUUUCUGGAUACAACGAUGUAUCCAAGAUGGAUGUCAGUGCAUGGGUCGAGAUUAUUAGCAACCGUUUGACUGUGCAAGGUUUCAUUGUUUUCGACUUCUUCUCUGAGUUCCCCCAAGCUGUCGAAGAUAUCGUUGCCGUCAUCAAGAGCGGAAAAGUCACCGUAGAAGAAGGUGUCCACAUCGAGGAUGUGUCCAAAUUCGAAAACCCUCUCGAGAAGGUUCCAGAAGUGUGGUUCAAGUUGUUCAGUGAAGAUAAACCAAGAGGAAAAUUGUUGACCAAGUUGGUCUAG